Messenger RNA from Plasmodium gallinaceum, 975 nucleotides. It is a transcript of the gene FCP, whose product is annotated as FYVE and coiled-coil domain-containing protein, putative. Gene Ontology annotation, molecular function: metal ion binding. Bases 1 to 975 code for a protein of 324 amino acids. The record is from RefSeq and is a predicted model, not a curated record. Lineage: Eukaryota; Apicomplexa; Aconoidasida; Haemosporida; Plasmodiidae. The transcript has a single exon.
AUGGGCAAUUCAACAGAGAACGAUUGUUAUAUAACGCCAUCAACUUCUUUUAAUGGAGAUGUAGAAAAUGAAAAUGAAAAAAAGCUUUUCUGGGUUCCUGAUGAAGAAGUAACUAAUUGUUAUAGCUGCAAUGUUUUUUUUAAUGUAAGAAUAAGAAAACAUCAUUGCAGAGCUUGUGGGAAUGUAUUUUGUUCAAAUUGUUCUGAUAAUAAGCUUAAAAUUAGUGAAUAUUAUUAUGCAGAAAAGGUAAGAGUUUGUGAUAGGUGUUUUAUAGAAAGAUCUUCUCCUCAAACUUUAUUAUUACAAGAAGAUCUAGGAGCAAGAAAGCAAAUAAAUCAAGAUUUAAAAAAAGCUUUAAGUGAAAAAAUGGCAAUUGUAGAAAGAUUUAAAACCUUUUUAAUAGAAUUUGAUAGUGAAAUACUAAAUAACAAUAAUUAUCAAGAAGAUUCAACUGAUGUAAUUUCUUUAUUAAAAAGGGGAGAAAAAGGAUUAAAAAUAUUGAAUGAUAAAAUAAAAAAUUAUGAUACAGUUAUUGAAAAACAGAAAAAUGAAUUGGAACAAUUAAAAAAGGAAAAAGAACAAAAAAUUGAAUUAAAUAAAAUAUUAAAUUUAAAAAAUCAAGAAAUUUUACAAAAAAAUAUGAAUAUAAAAAAUCUUUUAAAGGAAAAAAACGAUUUAAUAUUAGUAAAGGAAGAAUCAGAAGACAUUAUUGAAUUAUACAAAAAACAAGUAGAGAAAUUAAUUAUAAGAUGCAACAAAUUAGAAAUGGAAAAAAAAAGUAGAAGUAAAAGUGAAAAUAAUAAUUAUUCUUUUACUAAAACUAGUAAUGCAACUUCUAGUUCGUAUUUUCAAAAUUCCUAUAGCACACCUCAAAAUGAAAUGUGUUUAUCAUAUACAGUAGCUGAUGGACCAAGUGAAAAUGUAGAAGAAAAUUGUUGUAAUCGCUGCCAAAGAAGAAUAUGUUUCAUUAUGUGA